Messenger RNA from Ostreococcus tauri, 1074 nucleotides. Its product is annotated as Cysteine synthase K/M. The transcript has a single exon. Gene Ontology annotation, cellular component: cytoplasm. Gene Ontology annotation, molecular function: cysteine synthase activity. NCBI's taxonomy places the organism in Eukaryota, Viridiplantae, Chlorophyta, Mamiellophyceae, Mamiellales, Bathycoccaceae. Bases 1 to 1074 code for a protein of 357 amino acids. The record is from RefSeq and is a predicted model, not a curated record.
AUGGCGUCCGUUCCGAAAGUCACCGCGCCGAACGCGAUGAAGAGUACUAUCUCGGUGCGCGCGAAGCGCUCGAGCGCGCGGGCGUCGCGGGUGGCGACGCGGGCGGCGAACGCGGUGAACAUCGCGGACAACGUGACGCAGCUCGUCGGGUGCACGCCUAUGGUGUACCUGAACAAAGUCUCGGAAGGAUGCGGAGCAGAGAUCGCGGCCAAGCUAGAGAUUAUGGAACCGUGCUGCAGCGUGAAGGAUCGCAUCGGUUGGAGCAUGAUCGCCGCGGCGGAACAAGAGGGGAAGAUCACUCCGGGUAAGACGACGCUCGUGGAGCCGACGAGUGGAAACACGGGCAUUGGCUUGGCGUUCAUCGCCGCCGCGAAGGGAUACAAGCUCACGCUCACGAUGCCGGCGUCCAUGUCGCUUGAACGUCGCAUCUUGUUGAAGGCGUUCGGGGCGAACUUGGUGUUGACGGACCCGGCAAAAGGUAUGAAGGGUGCGGUCGGCAAGGCUGAGGAAAUCGCCGCCAAGACGGCGGACUCUUACAUUCUGCAACAGUUCGAAAACCCGGCCAACCCAAAGGUGCACUUUGAAACGACGGGGCCGGAGAUCUGGGAAGAUACCGCGGGUCAAAUCGACAUUUUUGUCGCGGGCGUCGGCACCGGCGGUACCAUCACAGGCACGGGUCGCUACCUCAAGAGCAAGAACCCAAACUGCAAGAUCGUUGCCGUCGAACCGACUGAGUCUCCGGUGCUCUCGGGUGGCGGACCGGGCCCGCACAAGAUUCAAGGUAUCGGUGCGGGCUUCAUCCCGGGUAUUCUCGACGUGGACAUCAUCGACGAAAUUGUGCAAGUGGCGAGUGACGACGCCAUCGCGAUGGCAAAGCAGUUGGCGUUGCAAGAGGGCUUGAUGGUCGGUAUCUCCUCCGGUGCGGCGGCAGUCGCGGCGAUUCAACUCGCUAAGCGCCCGGAAAAUGCCGGCAAGCUCAUCGGGACAGUGUUCCCGUCCUUUGGUGAACGUUACCUCUCUUCCGCUCUCUUCAGCACCAUCCGGGACGAAGCCGAGGCGAUGGUUGCCGAAUAA